AUGCACAAGGGCAACACAUGGCUGAAAUCUCUACCUCUAAUGAUCCCAUCGUUAAAGGGGUUAACGCCAUCACAACAAGAAGUGGUAAAGCUUUGGAAGAUCCAUCCAUCAAAACCACUACUUCAAAUUCAAAAGUUGCCCCUGACAAAGGCACCGAUAAAUGGUCAAGCAAAAGUACCAUUUCCCUGUGCUCUUAGACCUGUUGGGAAAAUUCCUGAAAACCGAGCUGAACUCCUUGAGCACUUGACACAAGUGAAGAUUAAUCUUCCUUUGCUUCACAUCAUAAAACAAGUGCCAGCUUAUGCCAAAAUCAUCAAGGACUUGUGCACUGCUAAGAGAAAGCACCAUGUCAAGAAGACUGCUUUCUUGACUGAACAAGUGAGUGCGGUGAUCGAACAAAAGACACCGCCAAAAUACAAAGAUCCUGGUUGUCCCACCAUUUCAUGCCAAAUUGGGACUCAUGAAGUCAGCCAAGCUUUGCUUGACCUUGGCGCGAGUGUGAAUCUCAUGCCUUACUCUGUGUACUCGCAACUUGGUCUUAGAGAAAUGAAGCCAACAUCUGUUGUGCUGCAGCUUGCUGACCGCUCUAUCAAAAAGCCUCGGGGUAUCGUUGAGGAUGUUCUUGUUCAAAUUGAGAAAUUCUAUUAUCCCGUGGACUUCCUUGUUCUGGAUACUCAAUCUGUGGUCAACAUGGAAUCCAAGAUUCCCAUCAUCCUUGGAAGACCAUUCCUUGCCACUGCAAAUGCUUUGAUCAAUUGUCGUAAUGGUCUAAUGAAAAUAUCAUUUGGAAAUAUGACACUUGAGGUCAACAUUUUUCACAUUGGGAAACAACUUCAAGAGGAUGAAGAAUGUCAUCAAACAUUCAUGAUUGACAAUCUUGUUUCUGAAGAGAUUCAAUUGCAAAGAAAUUUCGUUAAUCUUGAUGAACUCCUCUCACGCCUUGAAAAUGAGAAUCCCGGUUUGUUGAGUCCGCUCUUGCUACCGUUGAUCAAUUGGACACACAAAACGUAG
Cannabis sativa is the source of this 1011-nucleotide messenger RNA. RefSeq lists its product as uncharacterized. The record is from RefSeq and is a predicted model, not a curated record. The coding region runs from base 1 to 1011 and encodes 336 amino acids. Lineage: Eukaryota; Viridiplantae; Streptophyta; Magnoliopsida; Rosales; Cannabaceae. The transcript has a single exon.